AUGAACCAGGGUCCUGGCUUAUAUUUUGAUAUUGGAAAGAAGGCUAGAGAUGUUCUUCACGAGGACUAUUGUCAACAACCACCAAUUCACUUCAACUACAGAUUCAUGAAGUGGAAUCUAGAUCUCUCCUGUGAAGAAGAACUUGUGCAUGGACUAAAGGGCCUUUUCUCAUGUAACAUACCAGACUCUGGGAAGGUGGAACUUCAACACUUGAGUAGAUUCAGUGGGUUCAGUGCAAGCAUUGGAUUACUGGGAGACGCUGAAAAAGGAUAUAGCCCUGUAGCAAACCUCUCUGGUCUUAUUGGAACCAGAAUUCUCACCCUGGGAGCUAAUCUUGCCUAUGACAUAUCAGCAACAAGGACAACUAACAAUCUGAAUGCUGGGUUGAGCCUGAACAGUCCCUACCUUGUUGCUUCCGUGACCUUGCAUGACUAUUUUCAAACUUUGAAAGGUUGCUGUUAUUUUGAAGUGAACCCCCUGACCAAGACUGCAAUAGCAGCAGAGGUGAAGUAUGACCUUGCAGAUGAUGAGACUACUGGUGUAACGGUUGGUGCUCAACAUGCAUUAUUUCCUUGGACAUUGCUAAAGGCUCGACUAAACAAUAAUGGCAGGGUAGGCGCUCUUAUUCAACAGAAUUUUGGAAGGAAAUUUUCCAUAACAGUGGCAGGAGAGGUCAAUUUGAAUGAGAAAGAUAAAGAAAAGUUUCCUAAGGUUGGAGUCUCCAUGUCUAUGAAAUAA
Molecule: messenger RNA, 738 nt
Organism: Sphenostylis stenocarpa
Lineage: Eukaryota; Viridiplantae; Streptophyta; Magnoliopsida; Fabales; Fabaceae
Source: the annotation of a GenBank genome assembly